AUGAGGGAAGCCAACAACACUGACAAGAUGAAACCUCAAGACAGAGCUUCCAGGAGCAGGGGAGGUGAGCGGAAAAGGUGUGACUCGUUUGUGAACAGCUUAUUUGAAGAAGUGAAAGACGCUGGCGUCCUUAAUGCUUCUCCAGAAGAUGAGGCAGAAGUUGUUAUCCGGAUGUGGAAAAAUGGGUUUACAAUCAAUGACGGUGAACUCAGGGACUAUACAGAUGCUGCAAAUCGUCAGUUCAUGGACUCUGUCAGGAAAGGGGAGCUCCCGCCAGAGCUACAAAGGACAUUUGAGAAAGAAGAGGUGGCUGUUAAUGUGGAAGACAGGAAGAGUGAAGAACAUUCAUUAAUGAAGAAGCACGUGGAUCCAUUCUCUGGAAAGGGUUAUAGACUGGGAAGUGCCACACCAACAGUUAUUAACAAAGCAGUGAAUGGUGUAGAGGAUGCAGUGCAGAGCUUUCCUUCUGUGGAGAUGAAUGAUCUGGAGCCUUCUACAAACAUCAAGAUCUGGCUGGUAGAUGGAAAGAGAAUUGUGCAAAAGUUUAACACCUCACACAGGAUCAGUGAUGUGCGGCAAUUCCUAGAGAGAAUGCCUUGUAAGUCUGAGAAGCUGCCCUUCAAAUUGGCCACCUCUUUCCCUCUGUGUGACAUCUUGGAUGAGACCAUCACCAUCCAUGAAGCCCACCUCAACAAUGCUGUUUUGGUCCAGAGACUGCAGAAAACUACAGAACCUUUCAGGGACUCUUAG
Staurois parvus is the source of this 750-nucleotide messenger RNA. The record is from the annotation of a GenBank genome assembly. Lineage: Eukaryota; Metazoa; Chordata; Amphibia; Anura; Ranidae.